AUGCUAAACAAACAAUUAUUUCCUUUGCUUCUCAUCUGCGUCGUGGUGGCUACAGCCACCACGACAGCAGCAUCUACUACAGCUGUCAUGUGCAACUUGGUAUAUAGUAGCCUCAAAUCAUGUCUUGGCUACGUAUUAGGUGGUGGACUAAGUACUGUGCCAUCAAAGUGUUGUAGUGGAAUUAAAUUUGUCCUCAACGCUACACGUACAACAGCUGACCGUCAGAACCUUUGCAAAUGCAUAAAGAGUAUUGCUUCAAGCUCUAUUACAGUUCCAAUCAGUCGUCUUGCUAAACUCCCUGGAAUGUGUAUGGCCAAUGUUCCUUUCAAAAUUUGUCCAAAUGCUGACUGCUCUAAGAUCAAAUAA
Messenger RNA from Solanum verrucosum, 366 nucleotides. Its product is annotated as non-specific lipid-transfer protein 1-like. Gene Ontology annotation, molecular function: lipid binding. Gene Ontology annotation, cellular component: membrane. The record is from RefSeq and is a predicted model, not a curated record. NCBI's taxonomy places the organism in Eukaryota, Viridiplantae, Streptophyta, Magnoliopsida, Solanales, Solanaceae. Gene Ontology annotation, biological process: lipid transport. The transcript has a single exon. The coding region runs from base 1 to 366 and encodes 121 amino acids.